This is a messenger RNA of Paraglomus occultum, 1098 nucleotides long. Lineage: Eukaryota; Fungi; Glomeromycota; Glomeromycetes; Paraglomerales; Paraglomeraceae. The record is from the annotation of a GenBank genome assembly.
AUGAAAUCCUUCUUGCCUCUACUUUGCCUGUGUAGUUUGGCGAUGGCCGAAUUAUGUAUAGACAACAAGGCUCCCAGAUUUGAGCCUAAAAACAAACCGUUAGGAUGUUAUGUUCACAAUAAAACUAUGCCCGACACUUUAAAUGGCCUUUCUUCCCUGAGUCGGCCUGGAUUUAAUUUCUCUGAUCCUUACAUGGUCAAUAGAGACAACAUACUCAUGGAUGACGGAUUAUGCGUCGCUCAUUGUGCUGACUAUCUUUUCACGUUUGCAGCUCUUCGACAGGGCGAAGAAUGUAGAUGUGGGAACAGUGAUGGAUUGAAUUCAUACAUACAAGUCCCCGACUCCCAAUGCAAUACAACGUGUGUCGGUGAUAGUGCAAGUGAAUGCGGAGGCCAAAAUGCUUAUACAGUUUACGGCAAUGUUGUCGCCGAAUUACCAGAAAUCAAAGUCUCAAAAAUAGGUAUUGAAGAAAAAGUCACUGUCCUUCGUGAUCUCGACCAUGAAAAGUUGUAUAAAGGUUGUAUCCCAGACAGUCUUAUCUGCCACCGGGAAACCUUAAUGCAAGAAACCUUUGACAUGACAGUAGAGACUUGUAUAGAAUUUUGCGACGGACACGGUUUUCCAAACGCGGGACUCGAAUCAGGAACUCGUUGCAUUUGUAUGAAAAGCUUCGCAUCUACGAGUCUGCUACAUCCCGAAGAGUGUAGUACCAGUUGUGCAGGCAAUAGCUCGGUAAUUUGUGGAGGUCCCGUGUCCAUUAGCGUAUAUGCUGUAGACACACAAUCUGGACUUCAUCCUGGCUCACCGUUGAAGCCGUUAAUAUCCACAAUCAUAACAGCAGUAAUCGUAUUGAUAGCAGCAAUAAUUAUUCUACAUCGUUCGCGUAAACGACUUGCGAGGUAUUGGGCUCGCUUACGUGGCAAGACUUCACCCGAGGACGUUAUACUCUCGUAUUCGGUUAACGCUAAAGAUCUUGAUGCUGAGACUACUCAAAUUACAGACUCGACUACUCAUCUUACUACAAGUCAUGCUAAUAGUGAUGAUGUUGUCAAGAUAGACAGUCCGACCAAGAAUAAUUCGGCAUACAAUCUCACAUAA